CCUCCUAAUCAUACGAAACAAGAGGAGAGGAGAGGAGACCACGUCCUCCGCGGAGUGCUUGGUCGCCCGCCACCAACUCCAACAAGACAGCGGUCGACCUCGCCAGAACCCGCAGCCAUGGCGAUGCCCCACACCCACCCAAUUCCAGCUUCUGCUGUGGUUACCUACUACUAGCUAAGCCCUCUGCGCACUCGCCCGGCGUUAGUUGUUGCGUACGUACGUGUUCACGGCUGCACUCGCCCGGCGGCCACGCUACGUAUACGUACGAGUACGACCGACCGACCGACGACGCACGAGUGACACGAUGAUGGUGAUGGGCUACUUCCGCUCGUCGACGACCAAGUCCGCGACGGCGGCGGCCAAGCAGAAGGCGAGGACGACGCGCGAGGAGCUGGGCCUCCGGGAGGCGCUGCUGGACCAGCCGGCGGCGGCGGAGGAGGAGGGCGGCGUGCCCAAGGGCUACUUCGCGGUGUACGCCGGGGAGGAGUCGCGGCGCCGGUUCGUCGUGCCCACCGGGUACCUCCGGGAGCCGGCGUUCCGGGACCUCAUGGAGCGCGCCGCCGACGAGUUCGGCUUCGCGCAGGCGGGCGGCCUGCGCGUGCCGUGCGCCGAGGAGGACCUGGAGGACCUCCUGCGCCGCCUCCAGCGCAAGAACGCCGCCGGGAAGGGGAAGAAGAAAGCCACCGUCUGCCGGUAGAUGCCGCAAGCUAGCUAGGUUCCUUCUUAAUUGUCUGUAACGAUCUGCUUGUUGGCGUGGUGCGUACGCGUAGAUCAGAUCAGAUCGGUUCGGUUCAGUCCUGGACUCGAGGAUCGAUCGAUCGAUCGAUGAAGUUCUUCUUGUACAGAAUGCAAGCAAGCAAGCAAGCAGCCACAUGCAUGCAUGCAUGCAUGGGUCGUAGUAGCGUAGCUGAAUGCAUGGCGUGUUGUUGGUCCCGUCCCGUGAACUGUGGAGAAAGAGUAUACUAGUACACCGAGAACUCCUGGGGGAAUUCAGCUUUUUGUUUGUUUUUUCGUCUAAAACUCGUGAGAUUCGAUCUGGUUCAAACUCCAUCCUUCCAAAUAGGCCGUAAGACGAUAGAGCUCUAUUGCUUCAGUUCAUGUUGUGUUCUGUUCAGGCUUUCAGAGGAUCAAAAUGAAUCCAUGUCUUGUCAUGCUGUCCUUACAGGAACCGAGAAAAAAGGAAGCCCUUUUUCGGAUUUGGAUUUGUACUAUUUUUUUAUAUUAUGUUAUCACGAGCUCGAUUUGUUA
Zea mays is the source of this 1248-nucleotide messenger RNA. Its product is annotated as auxin-responsive protein SAUR19. The record is from RefSeq and is a predicted model, not a curated record. The transcript has a single exon. Lineage: Eukaryota; Viridiplantae; Streptophyta; Magnoliopsida; Poales; Poaceae. The coding region runs from base 305 to 697 and encodes 130 amino acids. Gene Ontology annotation, biological process: response to auxin.